CUGCGUCAUGUGAGUCCAUUUCAGUGAUCGUUCACUUCGAUCCGUUGUUCGUUGUUCGCGUUGAUCAUUCUGUGUUCUACCGGCCUUUCGCAUGCAUUGCUCGUGCUCCUUAGCCAUCUGACGAAUACACAAACCGAGACACCGUUCAAUCCUGCCUCAUUAAUAUCGCGCCCUCACCCACCAAGUUGCGCUGUUUCCGCCUGCUGCUAUCGUUUGCCAACAACACGAAUAUACCCGAUCCUAGAUUUGCCACGAGGCUCCUUGCGAUCUCGAGAUCCCUCCUCCCAUAAGCUCAGCCACCAAAUUACUCUUCAAAAGUCGGUGACUCCACCGGCAAACCAACGUCAAGAUGAUGAAAAUAUGGUCUAUGGUAGGCUGUUCUGUCCACGCCACUACGCCCGCACUGAUGGCAACCUCCAGAAACAACAGCAACAGAAAGAUGAGCAAGCACAAGGAACAACACAGAAAAAGAAGAAGGUGACGGCCGCUCAGCUGCGGGUGCAGAAAGAUUUGAGCGAGGUGUCUUUGGGUUCGACGAUGAAGACAACAUUCCCUAAUCCGGAUGAUAUCCUUAAUUUCCAGCUCACGAUCGAGCCGGAUGAAGGCAUGUACAAGGGCGGUAGCUUCGUAUUCAACUUUACGAUCAACCAGAACUACCCCCACGAUCCUCCCAAGGUCAAAUGCACGCAGAAGAUCUAUCAUCCAAACAUCGACCUGGAGGGUAACGUAUGCUUGAACAUUCUGCGGGAAGACUGGAAGCCAGUGCUGAAUCUGAAUGCGGUGAUCGUGGGCAUGCAGUUCCUCUUCCUCGAACCCAAUGCAUCCGAUCCAUUAAAUAAGGAGGCCGCGGAAGACCUGCGAAAUAAUCGGGAGGGAUUCAGAAGGAACGCAAGAACGGCAAUGGGUGGUGGUGCGGUUAAAGGCCAGAGCUACGACCGGGUAUUGCGAUGAGAACCCCACGAUUCAAAGAAUGAUAGACACGAUGAAUGACACGACUUCAUAUUCGUUGAGGAUUUUACGCAUUGCUGGCAAGAUUUUUAGGGGCUCUAGAGGCAUUGAUACAGGUCUGGAGAAGACAAUCCGAUGUGUUGGUGGGAAACAUCUACACGUCGUCCAGAUGAAUAGAUGAGUUCAGCAUAUUUGCAGCAUGGCAAGCACCCAUUCCAGAAUACUGCAGAUGGAUCAUUUGUCGAGGACCCUACGAGUAGAGGCUCACGAGGGCAACUACCAUGGUGACAUGGGUGCUCCAGACCCAGGGUUCGGGGAGACUAAGGCUUCUCCGAGAACAAUGGCCACCGUCGCAGC
Exophiala xenobiotica is the source of this 1305-nucleotide messenger RNA. RefSeq lists its product as uncharacterized. The transcript has 3 exons. The coding region runs from base 361 to 951 and encodes 196 amino acids. NCBI's taxonomy places the organism in Eukaryota, Fungi, Ascomycota, Eurotiomycetes, Chaetothyriales, Herpotrichiellaceae. The record is from RefSeq and is a predicted model, not a curated record.